Messenger RNA from Scheffersomyces amazonensis, 882 nucleotides. RefSeq names its product ubiquinone biosynthesis protein. Gene Ontology annotation, cellular component: mitochondrial inner membrane. Gene Ontology annotation, biological process: ubiquinone biosynthetic process. Gene Ontology annotation, molecular function: lipid binding. The record is from RefSeq and is a predicted model, not a curated record. The transcript has a single exon. Lineage: Eukaryota; Fungi; Ascomycota; Pichiomycetes; Serinales; Debaryomycetaceae. The coding region runs from base 60 to 812 and encodes 250 amino acids.
UCAUUCUAAUUAAUCUAUACGAUACAAUGGUAAAGAACUAAGUAUCAACCAUAUUAAUAAUGAUAAGAACAGGAAUUAGGGCAAGUAGAAGUGUUGUAUCAAGACCAUUGACGUUUGUAAGGUCAUAUCAAUCUAAAGAUCAUACCAUUUCCAAUGGAGAAUCAUUAGAACUGAAGAUAUUAACUAAAUCAUUAGAAUUUGUUCCAACUUAUGGAUUUAAUAGUACAUGUAUUACUAAAGCAAUAAGAGAAUUAAAUUAUCCUGAUUCAUUACUGUCAAUAAUUAAUACUGAUGGUUCAAGUCCUGAAUUUAAAUUAGUUUCUUAUUGGUUAAGUCAUCUGAGAAAGAUUUUAGAAGAUCAUGCAAAGGAUCCUCAAAGUAAAGAAUUUCAUUCAUUAACUAAUCAAUAUGAAAGAGUUGGAUAUUUAAUUAAAAAGAGAUUAGAAUUAAAUGAACCUAUAAUUAAACAUUUAACAUAUGGUAUUUCUCAAUUAAUUGUACCAUAUAAUAUUACUAAAUCAAUGGAAGAAUUACAUAAUUUAAGUGAUGAUAUUGCCUUUUAUGCUGGUGAUGAAUCUAAUGAUUUUGCAUGGUAUAGUAAACGUAUGGGAAUUUCAACAAUUUAUGUUACUUCUGAAUUAUAUCAAUUAACAGAUACAAGUUCUAAUUUUAAAAAUACUAAGAAAUUUGUUGAUGAAAAAGUUUCUCACUUCCAAGGUUUAGGUUCUGCUUAUAAUGAUGUAGAACAAUGGAGUGCUUUCAAUGCCAUUAGUUUAAUAAAUUUGAUUAAAUCUCAAUUAGUUAGAGGAUGAUUACUGCAAAAAUUAAACUCAAGAUACAUACAUAUAUAUACAUAUAGAUAUAUAUUAAUGAAUAAAGAUA